AAUGAGAAUGAAGCGCCAGAAUGUCCGUACACUCUCUCUUGUGGUGUGCACAUUUACGUAUCUUCUAAUUGGUGCAGCAGUCUUCGAUGCUUUGGAGUCCGACACUGAAAGCAAGCGAUGGGAAGUCCUAUCAGAUAUGAAGAAUGGUCUAGUCCGUAAAUACAACAUAACUCCGGAGGACUACCACAUGAUAGAGAUAGUAAUAAUCGAGAACAAACCGCACAAGGCUGGGCCACAGUGGAAAUUUGCUGGGGCAUUCUACUUUGCAACUGUUGUGUUGGCUAUGAUUGGAUAUGGGCACUCCACUCCGGUCACUGUGGGAGGCAAGGCAUUCUGUAUGGCCUACGCUAUGGUGGGCAUCCCCCUCGGCCUAGUGAUGUUCCAAAGUAUAGGCGAGCGUCUGAACAAGUUUGCCUCGGUGGUGAUAAGGCGGGCGAAGUGUUACCUCCGCUGCAACACCACCGAGGCCACCGAAAUGAACCUCAUGUUCGCCACCGGAAUGCUAUCGUCAAUUAUUAUUACUACGGGAGCCGCGGUGUUUUCUCGCUAUGAGGGCUGGAGCUACUUCGACAGUUUCUAUUAUUGUUUCGUUACGCUCACCACCAUCGGGUUUGGUGACUAUGUUGCGUUACAAAAUGACCAAGCGUUGACGAGCAAGCCCGGGUACGUAGCUCUCAGCUUGGUGUUCAUUCUCUUCGGGCUGGCUGUGGUCGCCGCUAGUAUCAACUUGCUCGUGCUGCGGUUCAUGACCAUGCAAGCCGAAGAGAACGCCCGCGAGGAAGACAAAGACGGAUCUCGCACGCUGCUGCCGAUUGAUAGUCACGCGAUAAUUGGCCGACAACGCUCUCACGAUGACCAGGCGUCGGUGUGUUCGUGCAACUGCCUGGGCAACAAGCAGUGCGAGGGCGGGGCCCUACUCGGCACUCCGGUGCCUCACCGCAUUCUACGGAGCCGCCUGUCGUUAGCGCCCGAUCGCCUCGAGCGCGCUUCUGUGUAAAAUGAUAAUUCAUUUAUUAUUACAAUAGUUACUUUAUUCUACAGGGGAAAAGACACAAACGUACAGCUUAUUUCUAAAAGAAUUAUCUUCAAUAAAAACAGACGUAUGGAUGGAUGGUCUGUCUGUCUGUGACACUUAUUGACUCUAUUUACUCUGGUAAAAUCCAUCACAAUACUUACAUUCGCUGAAAGCGAUUUAUUCUAGGAAUCAUUUGGUAUAACAUAAGCUAACAAUAAUAUUCCUAACUGGGCUAGUCAGAUGCUCAGUUCGCAUAAUUUCAUUGGUACCCUUUCUUUUUACCGAACCUGUGUAUCGUAUUUUUAAUUUUAAUAUUUUUAACUAAAUCUUUUAGAAAUAAUACGAUGAUCGUAUAUCUAAUUCUAAGGUUGUUAUUAAUGAAUCUAAGAUGAUUUUUGUCAAAUUAGGUCAAAUAUUAAUUUAUUAUGUGGAUUGAAAUCCAAGGUACCUAUUUUAUGGAGCACUAAGUGUUACCUAUUUUAGUCGUAAGCAAAAAAUGUUGGAGUUAAGUGAAAUUUAAAAUUAGGGCUGACAAGCAUUUAGGGGUGUCGUAAUAAGUAUUGAAUUUGAAGUCAGAAUUUUGGGUAUUUUAAACUGUGUUCAUUUUCGUAAUGUGCUGUAGCAUUCUUCCUUAUUUUAUGUCUAAUACGUCCCCACUAUUGGCCAUAGGCUACGGUUUCCACCAGUACACUAAAACGAAAAAUUAUGGAGAUCAAUGCUCCCAUGGUAUACUUAUACUAUACGCUCCAAUAUCUAUGGAGUAAUUUCGUUCCAUUGUGUUAUGAUGAUAUUUUAUGACGUAUUAAAGUGACGUAUAUUUAUUAGGUAUUUUAGAAAAAUACUUAGAUGCCAAAAGAAACGAAUCUUCCGUUGUUGAAAGUGCCAUGUUUUUCGUGAUAAUUUAAGCCAAAUGUAUAAGAUACCCUAGAUAAUUAUAAUUUAACGUACUAUUGUACUUGUUCGAAAACUUUGACACUAUUAACACUUACACCGAAAUAAAAGACAAAGAGUCUACUUUUACUUAAGAACACUCGUUUUACCACGAUCUAACGUAGAAUAGAAUAUAUUGUCAAUAAUUAAUGUGCCACAUUUUGUACCAUAUUAUUUAUAAUCUUCGUGAUCAGUGUCCAAUAAUAUCUUUGUAUUCUGACUUGCCAUCAGCUUCGUGACGAAAUAAUAUUUAUAAUCGACCUCCGUGGUCCAGUACUUGAGCUUUGGGCUCACGAGCCGGAGGUUCCCGUUGGGGAUAUAUCACAAAAAUCACUUUGUGUUCCCUGCUUUGGUUAGGACAUCUAAAGGUAAGAUGGUCCGUGCUUCGGAAGGCACGUUAAGGCGUACGUAGUCGUUACAUGCUACCCUAGUUCACGAUACGACUAUGUUCAGAACUGGGUUAGUCAGAGGUGCCUACUAUCCGUCGCAUGAUGAACUAAAUACCCACUAACACACUAAUGCACAGUAAAUAAAGACAAUAUUUGUGGAUUCACCUUCCAUUUUUAAAUAUCCUAUACUUAGUAUACGUAUGAUUAUAAUGAGUUUUUUUUUUUUAAUUAAGUUGGAUUUGCUCUUGUCUCCAUUCUUCCACGAGGUAAAGAAGGGGUCGACGGUGGAGCGAGCUUAACACACACACACACACAACAGUGUUAUAUUGAGUUGAUAGCACAAACAAGUAUGUGAUAUGAUUUGGUCUCUUUUUUUGUUAGCAUAAUGUACUUAUUCUGUUAUUUUGGGUUCAAUGUUAUAGGUAAUUAUCAAUUGUGUAUUUGUAUUUUAAUACAA
Messenger RNA from Pectinophora gossypiella (pink bollworm), 2791 nucleotides. It is a transcript of the gene Task7, whose product is annotated as potassium channel subfamily K member 9. Gene Ontology annotation, biological process: potassium ion transmembrane transport; stabilization of membrane potential. Gene Ontology annotation, molecular function: potassium ion leak channel activity. The coding region runs from base 2 to 997 and encodes 331 amino acids. Lineage: Eukaryota; Metazoa; Arthropoda; Insecta; Lepidoptera; Gelechiidae. Gene Ontology annotation, cellular component: membrane. The transcript has 7 exons. The record is from RefSeq and is a predicted model, not a curated record.